This is a messenger RNA of Equus caballus (horse), 6061 nucleotides long. The record is from RefSeq and is a predicted model, not a curated record. Lineage: Eukaryota; Metazoa; Chordata; Mammalia; Perissodactyla; Equidae.
AUAGAUGUGGUCCUUCAGGGAGAGCAUGCAAGAGUAAGUCGAGAAGAUGGUCAAGGGACAAUAGCCUUGGAGAACACAGUUCCUGGAGAGCAGCAGUUAGCAAAAAGGCAGAGAGGUAAGGAAGUAAAAAAAGAGGCGUGAUUUAACAAUGAAAUGGUCAACGCAGAUACUCUUAAAGGUGAAGUAAGAUAAAGACUGAAAAGUUAAUCAUAUCCGGUGAUUAUGAAGUGCUGAGGAUCGCGGAGCAAUUUCAGUGGAGUGCAGGGGCAAAGGCCGACCACAGCAGUCUAAGAGCAAAGGUGCAAGUGAGGAAGUGCAGCUAAUAAUUUAAGACUUUGGCUUUGUUGUGAAAAUGUAGGCACAGGCGACUGCAGGGCUGGAGGAAAACAAUGUAAGAGAUCAGUGAGUGGCACCAGGUGGGAGACGGAGGACAAGGGUCAACUGGUAGCUUAAAAAAUAGAGAUCCUUGAGGAGCGAAGAGAUCAGAGCAAUCAAAAGAAAGAUUUCUUCGGAGUUUGGGAUCGGGAGGUGGGUGGGGUUAUAGGCAGGGGGUGGGGAAUAGACGGAAUUCGCACGUCACACCUAAUAGCCUCAAUUUUCUCCGUAGAAUAAAAGGAUUCUCUGCAGAGACCGAGAAAGGCGGAGGUCGGGCAAAUGACUCGAGGACAAUACUGAGUGGGAGAGAAAGCUGCCCAGGAAAAAGCAAAAAGGAUUACUGAGGGGUGCUGACGGUGUUUAACUAUGAAUUUAAGGUGGCACCUUGAGAUUGAUGUAAAGCGCAGAGAAGGCAGAUGAAGGCUGACUUCCGCUUAAAUCCCUACCCUCGACGGCCCAGACGUGCGGGCACCAAGGCGUGUGGCCCAAUAGUGUCUGAGAGCCUACUGCGCCUUCUUGAAAAGCACCAGAACGGCCAGAGUGUCUGUUUUCCGUAGCUUUAGCAUCCCAAGGCUUUUACGGAAAUCGAGCCAUUUUUAAAAGGAGGAAGGAGACGCCGGGAGAUGAGAUGAGGGGCUGUGCCCAGUUUUUUUUCCUCGAGCCAUACGGGGGGAGGACAGGCGGCCGCUCCAGGUCCAAGAACUGCUCCUCCGGGGGGAGGAGGGAGCCCUGACCCGGCGUGGCCAGGCGGAAGCGCCUCUGCCAUUGGCCCAGCGGCGUCCUUUACCUGAGCCGAGCCCGGGGCCGGGGCGCAAAGUCCGCGGCGCCGGGCCAAGGAAGCGGCCGUCGGCAGCGCAGGUGAGCCCCGCCAUCGGCCAGGCAAGAUGCCUCUGGGGCUGCGGCGAAACAAGAAAGCCAAGUCCAGGGAGAGCGCCCGGCUGGUGGAGGGCGAGCCGGCGGGCGCGCGCGGAGGCCUCCCGGACCCCCCGGGUCCCGCGCGCAGGUUUGUUUUCCACGCGCAGCUGGCGCACGGCAGCGCCACGGGCCGAGUGGAGGAUUUCGCCAGCAUCCAGGAGCUCUACGCCAAGAUCGCGGGCGUGUUCGAGAUCUCGCCGUCCGAGAUCUUGUAUUGCACUUUAAACACCCCUAAAGUUGACAUGGAAAAACUCUUAGGAGGACAACUGGGUCUUGAAGAUUUCAUAUUUGCCCACGUGAAAGGGAUCAGAAAAGAAGUGGAUGUCUAUAAGUCUGAGGAUUCCCUUGGUCUCACCAUUACGGAUAAUGGUGUUGGCUAUGCUUUUAUAAAGAGAAUUAAAGAUGGUAGCACAAUUGACUCAGUUAAAACAAUCUGUGUGGGCGAUCAUAUCGAAUGCAUAAAUGGAGAAAAUAUCGUUGGAUGGCGUCAUUAUGAUGUUGCUAAGAAGUUAAAGGAAUUAAAAAAAGAGGAACUCUUUACAUUGAAGUUAAUAGAACCUAAGAAAGCAUUUGAAAUUGAGCCAAGGUCCAAAGGUGGAAAGUCGUCGGUGGAAAAAAUCGGUACUGCAAAGGGGACACUUCGCCUGAGAUCGAAAGGUCCUGCCACCGUGGAAGAAGUGCCACAGGGCUCUCCUCGCUGUCCCCAGACACUCAGAUGUGUCCCACCUCAGGGGCUUUGUACAGCUGUGUCCUCUGUCCGAGGGCGUUGCCCAUUUAUUGGCACAGCCUGCAGACUUGCUGCCUUCAGGUUUCUGCCCAUGUGUCACCUUGACUAGAAGGCCUUCGCUGAGUAUCUCAUGUAAGUAGCAGUUCCCACCACCCCUCCUGCUGCUCAAUCCUCCUCGCUCUUAGUUUCAUCGAAGUGCUAAACACGGUAGGACUUAUCAUAUCUUUAUUUCCUUUUUGUCUAUUGUUAGGUGCUUUGCUCACAUGUCUUGUUUCCUUCAGUAUCCCCAGCACCUAGUACCUGACACAUCAAAGGAGCUCAAGUCUUUGCUGAAUUAAUGAAUUAAUAAAUAAUUCACUUAAGCUUGAGAAGAGUAAGGGUUUUGCUGAUUGACUGGGUCAGUAUUUGAGUGAAAAACACCAGCAGGAAAAGAGACAAACGGAGGGAAAGGGGUGGAAGAAGAGGCUGGCAGGGGGAAGGGACAGCAGCGGAAAGGAUUCCAAGUGUCAAGGGCAGGUCAGGCCCACCCGCAAUAGCGAAGAUGGUGGUGAGGAAGUCAUUGUGCAGGCAGAGGGGAGGGCAGGCGGGCAUCUGAGACUCAGGAGCUCCUGCAGCAAGGGGUGCAGAUACCAGCCCGUCUGGUUCACCAUGUGUGUAUUGUCCUAGGGUUCUUCACAUGUGUGGAGAGCAAAAGAGUAAGACAGUGAACAGUUAGGAGGCUGUUUUCACAGAGGGGGAGCCCAGAGCAUGUGGGGUGAUGACGUCCAGGGGGGUUUGUUGGAGCAGACACUCCAGGAACCCUGAGGCCAAGGUUGUCCUUCUGAAUGUUUGAGUCACCCAGGAUGUUGUCACUUUUGGGGAACCCAGAGGAAGAUUUUGAGUCGGGUGCCCCUGUCCUGGCAAAUGGAAAUGAAGAGACCUGAGAGAGCCAAAAGCAUUUUGAAAAUGAGCUACGAUGAGGUGUGUGAAAGAGACAGGGCAGAGCCUUCUGGUCACGCUGAGUCGUUACUGUUCCUUUGUCCGGCACACGGCCAGGCAUGCGGCUGCAGGCCAGUAACUGUUUAUUGAACGAAUGAACAAACCCGUGGAAGAAAGAAGCCUGUAAAAGAAUAGAGGAACAGUUGGAAGGAGCCAGAAGUGAGGAGCUAGGAAAGUGAGGCUGUGAGGAAAAUAGGACAGACCUUGAACCGCAAAGGAGGCGGGGUCAGCAGGAGAAACUCCGCGUCACUUCAGGAGGAGGGUCAUCUUCUAAUAGCGUAACGAAUAAUAUUUGUUAAGUACCUGUUAUGUAUAAGGUGCUGGCAUGAAAAGGAGUAGCCGAAGAUCUAUCUGGGGACGUAGGAAAGAUUCAUUCAAAGAUAAACAUCUGAAACUCUGUUUUGAUUUGCAUAGUCUGUCCCAUUAACUGGGGCAAUUAAAAAUAGCUCAUAAUAAAAGGAAAAAGCUAGUUUGGUGCUAAGAUUGAAUUUGAUACAAAUGACUUACAAUCUAAUUUCAGACAUUAAAGGAUUUAUAGAUUUCAAACAAAUCAUCCCCUUAUAAAAGAACACAAAUUCUGAAAACUGUGAAAGAUGCCCCAUGUGUGUACCUCAUAAUUUAUUCAGUAUGUGAGUAUGUGCUGAGAUAGGCACAGUCCAGGUGCUGGUGAUACGAAGAUGAAUAAAGACCUUGGUUUUUCACUUUAAAGGGAGAGAGCCAUGAAAGGAGGCUAUUACAAACCAGGGGCAAUAGGGUUAAUGUCCCAAAGGAGGGGCUGAUCUCCGUUGUCAGGGAUGGGGAAAGAGGGGCCAUCAGGGAGAGUUUCCCUCCAGGAGAAAUGAUGGAGUUGGUUUAAGAUGAGCAGGAGAGUGUUCUAGGCGUGAAACAAUGAUGGGCUUGAGGACCUUGUAAGUGUCCAUCAAAUUGGAGUGUGGAGUGCUGGAGGUACCUGGUGGGGGGUGAUGAGGCUGGAAGUAUUGACCUGGGUCAGGAUGUGAAGGGCCUGUGCAUAAUGGGGGAGCCAUUUAAGAAUUGCAAGGGGAGCAACAUAAUCAAUUUUGCAUUUUAGAAAAAUUCCUUUGUUGGGGUGGGGGGUGGGUUGUUGAGCAGGGUGCAUUUGAGAGGGUGAAGGUUGCAGGCAGGGAGGCAAAUUAGGAAACCUCUGCACAUAAGAGAAGAGGAGGGCUGAACCCAAGCAAUCAGAAUGUGAAUGGAGGAGAGCCGAUGAGAUCAAGAGCUGUUUAGGAGGUGGAAUGGUAAAAUAUUGAUGUCGGAUUCGGUAUGAGAAGUACUGAUACUUGUUGCGAAAACUUACAGUAUGGCUGCUGGAUACAAAGGUAAACAUCUGAGUUACUUUGAGAGCCUGUUGCUUUCACCAGACCAUUCAAAAUACACUGUAGAGAAGGCGAGAGUGGUGUAUCAUCUGUUAUUGUUUCUAAGCCUUAGUUCAGAUAAAUGGGAAUAUGAGAAUGUUGUAAUAAUAUCCUCAAGGAAAUAAAAAUUAAAUUUUAUUUACAAUAAGAUGCAUAUUUUAAAAUAAGUUUGGAGAAUACGAAGUAACAUAUAUUUAUAACAAUAUUAAAAGUAUUAUGAAUUUCUUAUAAUCUAAUCUUAAAUUCUACAUUUGCAGCUGUGGUUUUGCAUUCAAUUUCUUUGGCUAAUUUCUUUUUUAGCUAUGAAGCCAUUUAAAACCAAGUAUUUCAAAUAAGCUGAACGUAGAACCAGAUUUGAGCAAAUAUUAAACCAAGAUUUUGAAAAAAUAAUAAAAUAUAUCCAAUCAUGUUUUUCACUGAAACCUUUAAUAAUAGAUUCAGGAAGAAAAAAAACAUUUUGUUACCGUUAAUGCAUAAAACAAGACAUUUUUAAAAUCUUUCGCCAUGACUUCAUCCUUAUAAAGUUUCUAUUUUUAUGUAUUUUAAUACUUAGAUAAUAUAUUCAUAUGGUAUUGCAUGUGUGUAAUUUAUAAAAACUACACACUAUUAAAAAUGAUUAAAGAAGACAAUUGGGUGAUAGAAACCAACAAUUUAACACUAUAUGAAGUGGUUAGUCUCCUUCGGAGAACUGCAAAAUAGGGCAGAAUGCAAGAAGCUUUUGUAAGAUAAAGAAUAAAGACCAAGGAAGAGAAAAAUAGGAAAUAUCUGGUUGGCUGGGGCCACACAGCCAAGCUCCUGUGGGCUGAGAGGCCCGGAGUUGGCUUGGCCUGUGGGCAGUGGCUGACUGGAUGGACUGCGGUUCUGGUCAAGUGGAGUAUUUUCAGGGGCAUGAAAGUUGUCUAAGUCUCUCUUUGCUGGCAUGGCACCCUGGGCAGGAGUGGCUCUAUCUUGGGCCUACAAAGUUAUUUCAACAGUACAAUAAAAUUAAGUAAAAAAUAAAUAAUAAGAGUAGUCUUCAGAAAUGUUUUACUCUUGAGGUGAGCCAUUAAAAGGUUGGGGGCAGUGGCUUGCACGAUAAAGACCAAAGCCCUUUUCAUGCCCCACGGGACCCCUUAAUAUCUGGUCAUGUCUGGGACUAGGUUCCCCAGUCACUUGGGACCUCUUGCCGUCCCCAUAACAGGCUGUGAUCUUUUAUCAGACUCUGCAACCUCACGUAGACUUUGGUUAUCUAUCUAUUGCCUUCUACUUGAAGUGCCCUCUCCUGCUUAUCUGACGCUAGUUCAUCUUUGAGAAAACAGUUCUCAAGUCACCUUCUUUCUGAAGCUUCCGCUAUUCUGAGAGAUUUAAAUUUACUUCCCUUGUGAUGCCUCUGUAUCUUUUAUAUUCUUUAAAAAUUGACCUUAUUAUGGCUACAUAGUUAUUUACUUUCACAUCUGUCUCCCCUUCUAGAUUGUUGGCUACUUGGAGACUGUGUUCCUGGCUUUUCUUCUUUGAAUCCAUGACACUUAGCACAAACACUAAAAAUAAGUGUUUACUCUACUGGUUUGUGUUGAGUUGUAGUGCAGGUUCUAGAUAUAUUUCCAUUCAAAUUAGCUGACGUACACAGCCAUGAACUGGCCCCACAUCAGAUUUUCCCCUGUGGAUGCCUCGACAUUCAAGAGAUUGCACAUAGAAAUAUAAUCUCUUAUUUCUC